CCCUGCAACAUCUCUGUCCCCAAGCUCUUUGUGUUGCUCCUCUUCCCCACCCCAUGCUGUCUUUUUUCUGCCUCCUCCUUGUGCAGUCUCUCAGCCCUGCAACCUCUGAUCCCCAGUGCAGCCUCUCAGCCCCCCUGCAUCUGUCUGUCCCCCAGUGCAGUCUUUCUGUCCCCCAGUGCAACCUCUCAGUACCACCCCCAGUAUCUCUGUCCCCAGUGCAGCCCACUCCCCCAAACAUGUUUCUUUAUCUUUCCCUGCUGCUUCCAGUGUUUCCUGGUCUCCACUCCGGUGUGUAGGUGCCAGUCUGAUGCCGGGAAAUGAUGCGUGCUCUACUAGAGGAGCUCGGGAUCCGGGCACUGCUGUUCGGGGUUUUUGUGUUUACAGAGUUCUUAGAUCCUUUCCAACGCGUUAUUCAACCGGAGGAGAUCUGGCUGUAUAAGAACCCCUUGGUGCAAUCAGACAAUAUACCCACUCGGCUGAUGUUUGCCAUCUCCUUUCUGACUCCCCUUGCUGUGAUUUUCGUGGUGAAAAUUAUACUUCGCACAGACAGAACGGAGGUGAAAGAAGCCUGUUUGGCUGUCUCCUUGGCAUUGGCUCUGAAUGGAGUUUGCACAAAUACCAUCAAACUCAUAGUGGGAAGGCCUCGUCCUGACUUCUUCUAUCGCUGCUUUCCUGACGGAAUCUCCAACGAGGAAAUGCAUUGCACUGGGGAUGCCAGCUUGGUAUCUGAAGGCAGAAAAAGCUUCCCGAGCAUUCACUCCUCCUUUGCCUUCGCAGGGCUGGGGUUCACCUCCUUGUAUCUAGCGGGGAAGCUGCACUGUUUUACAGAAAUUGGCCAAGGGAAGAGCUGGCGACUCUGUGCUGCCAUCUUGCCGCUGUAUUGUGCCAUGAUGAUUGCCUUGUCACGCAUGUGUGACUACAAGCACCACUGGCAGGAUUCCUUCAUAGGUGGGGUGAUUGGCCUGAUCUUAGCCAAUCUAUGUUAUCGGCAGCACUACCCUCCCCUGACACACUCCUCCUGCCACCGACCGUCGGUGUGCCUGCGGCAGGUGGCCCCCCAGAAAAAGGAGGAGCCGACGCCGAUGGAAAACACUGAAGGUCUGAUGCAUGAAGGUUUGACCGAGGGACCUGUAUGACCAGCAUUUGGUCCCAUCUGACUCGUAGCUGCACCCGUAACCUCAGCAAGGGGUUAUCCCUGCACUGUGUAUUGGUACAGGGUACAUCCAUCCAGUGUGUCUGGCACCUACAGUGAACUCAUCGUGAACUCACCAGUCGGAUGCCAAAAGGGCUGAACCCCAAGAGUUGACAUCACCAUCCUUAUUGAUAUUCAUUGUUCAUAUCACAGCUUUCAUUACAGCCAUGGUUUAUCUUCACCGCACAUGGCUGAUACUAAACCUAAUCUUCUAUCUGCCA
Messenger RNA from Xenopus laevis (African clawed frog), 1413 nucleotides. It is a transcript of the gene plpp4.L, whose product is annotated as phospholipid phosphatase 4 L homeolog. Gene Ontology annotation, molecular function: phosphatidate phosphatase activity. Gene Ontology annotation, biological process: phospholipid dephosphorylation; phospholipid metabolic process. Gene Ontology annotation, cellular component: membrane. Bases 318 to 1136 code for a protein of 272 amino acids. The transcript is spliced from 7 exons. Lineage: Eukaryota; Metazoa; Chordata; Amphibia; Anura; Pipidae. The record is from RefSeq and is a predicted model, not a curated record.